AUGAAGAACUUUGGAAGCAUUACCCUCCUGCUGCUGGCAGCGACGUCGUACGUCGUCGCCAGGCCGGCAGUCGAGCAGACCGACCUGCACCUGCACGUCCGCGGCCAGGACGCAGCCCCCGCUUUGGCCAAUGCCGCCGCCGCCGACCCUGCUGCCGAAGGGAAGAAGAAGAAGGCGCAGGGCGCCACCGCUGCCGCCGAUCCUGCUGGUGCGGCACCGGAGACCGGCGCUGAUCCUGCUGGUGGGGCACCCGGGCCCGGCGGCAACGCCACCGCUCCUGCAGACGGCAAGGGCAAGGGCAAGGGCAAGGACGGCAAGAAGGAUGGCAAGGGCAAGGGUGCCGCCGGAGCCGGAGCUGGAGCCGCUAACGCGACAGCUCCCGAUGGCGGCAAGAAGAAGAAGGGCAACAAGGGCAACAAGGGAGGUGCAAACCUAGGCGGCGGCAACAACGCAACGGCCGCCGCCGAUACCGGCAAGGGUAAGAAGGAUGGUGGAAAGAAAGACCAAGGCGUUGCAACCCUCGCCGCUGCCGGCAACGGAACAGCCGCCGAUGGCGGCAAGAAGAAGAAGGGCAAGAAGGGAGGCGCAAACUCCGCCGCCAACAACGGAACAGCCGCCGAUGGCGGCAAGAAGAAGAAGGGCAACAAGGGCAAGAAGGGAGGUGCAAACCUCGGCGGCGGCAACAACGCAACGGCUACCGAUACCGGCAAGGGCAAGAAGGAUGGGCAGAAGUCUCAGGCCGUCCAGUCUGGCGAAGCUGCCGGCCCCAGCUUCGGCCAGAUACACGCAGCUGCGGGCGGAGACCAGGCCGGAGGUCUCUCGGGCUUGCUGCGAGAGGUCGAGAGUGCUGCCGACGGCGCCCUUUCGCAACUGAAGCGCAGCAUCGUCAGUAUGAUCGGGGACCUGGAGUAAAUACCUACAGUCCCCUACCGGCUAGUGUGGUCUUUUUACGCCAUGCUUUUUCGGUUCAUCAGAGUCAGCCGACGCCAAAAAAAAAAACUCUUUAUACAACCUUGACAGUGUUUUCUACCCCAGUGGUAGAGUAACAUGGCCGCCACGAGUUCGCCCAUGGCUCUGACCAAGUAUCAAAACUACUCGGGACCAACCAUGGCCACCUCUCCACCUUUCUUCUCUUCAUUGUCGCUCGCCUGAGGCGAAGCGUCUCGCGUCGACCAUGUUGAUGUGUUAACUUAGCCACUUUUUGUUUCCUUUGUUCGGGGAUUUUUCUUUAGCCAACGGCGGCUUCAGGGUUUGUUUCUGAAUUUCUUCUAGACGGUUUUCAAGAGUACCUAUAUACCCCACCACGCAAGAGGUUGGUCCCAAGUUGGACAGCCUGGGUUGUUGGUCCUUGUAUCAUGAGCACAUGGACUGUCCGACAGACUGAAUUCAGACUUACCGAGUGCAGAAAAAAACCUUGUUACUUUGCCAUACGUGAUUGAUGACUUGCAUACUUUCAGGCUUACCGGUAAACACGCAAGCUUUGCCUGGGUCUAGAUGCAUGAUACUGACUAACAAGAUUUAG
Messenger RNA from Pyricularia grisea, 1522 nucleotides. RefSeq lists its product as uncharacterized. The record is from RefSeq and is a predicted model, not a curated record. The transcript is spliced from 3 exons. The coding region runs from base 1 to 912 and encodes 303 amino acids. Lineage: Eukaryota; Fungi; Ascomycota; Sordariomycetes; Magnaporthales; Pyriculariaceae.